AUGGCAGAGGCGGCUUCCUCCUCGGCAGGCGGAGAUCAGCACGCUGCCGACAGGAAGCGGUUGUCGAUGCAUCAGCCCGCCGGCGCCGUCGAGAUGGAAGAUCUCUCCCAGGUCGACCCGACGCCCGCCAAUCCCGACACCAAAAUAACACAGGAUCACGAUGCCGAAGACAGACCGAUCCCCGUCCCCGAAAAGGAUAUACCAGUCGCUGAGACAUCCUCGAAAGCACAGGGCAAAGCUCGAGCCACAGGCGAAGACCAAGACCUCACGAUCGACCCCGUGGAGAGCCCAGGAGGCGACGCGAAGCCGGCACUUGGCAUCAUGCUGCUACUACCGACGGGUGCUCGCCAUCCCUUCCGGAUCGACGAGAAGUACCUCACCAAGCGAAACGUCACCGUCACAGACCUCACAGAGGACGGCAAGGUUGAUCCGUCCAGCAUCACAGUCUACACCCUGAAGGAGCUGAUACUGAGAGACUGGCGGAGGGAGUGGGAUGACCCGCCGAGGGAGCCCACCAGCAUACGGUUGAUUCACUUUGGCAAGAUGUUGAGUGACAGGGACCAGCUAAGUCAUUACAACUUCAGCCAGACGGCCAAUAAUAUUGUCCACAUGACAGUCAAACCCCAAGACCUCAUCGACGAAGAAGAAGCAGCCAAGCAGGUCAAGACCUCUUCGCAUGGUGGCCGAAGUGGAUGUUGUGUCAUCUUAUGA
Messenger RNA from Anthostomella pinea, 711 nucleotides. NCBI's taxonomy places the organism in Eukaryota, Fungi, Ascomycota, Sordariomycetes, Xylariales, Xylariaceae. The record is from the annotation of a GenBank genome assembly.